AUGAGUGGUCUCGACCUCCUUGCGAGGUACCUUCGAGAUGGGUUGUUCGAUGAUGCCGACUUUGCGAACUCUUUCGUUCAAGACCAGGAAUCUGACAGCAACUGGACGUUGCGUCGGUCUUAUAGCGCCCAGGGACAUGCCAUCAGAGAGCAUUUCAACAUUCAACUAUUUGACCAGGACGAUAUUCCACUCGUAAAAUGCAGCCUCAAGCUGUUCAUACAAAGCCUUGAUGCUCCUCAGGAUGAUACAAGGGAGAAAAUCUUUAAGCCACGGAGUUGGUUUGGUCCUGACUUGGAUAUCGAAGUGAUUGAACAGCAGGUUGACUCACAACAUCGGCCAACCACAACCCCCCUCCUACCGGCCUCAACAUCGACAAAUUCGGUGUCACAAAGUUUAACCGAAGAAUCUGUAUUGCCAUCCAUUAUACCAGGACCCGAGCCCGCCACAAAAACCCUCACCGGGAAAGUGGCCAUCAAAAAGGACCGCAGUCUGGAGCAUCGCAUGCUCACGACAGCCAAGGCUUUCGUCAGAGGCAUCCAAAUUCUUGUCAGUAAGCCUCAAGGAAAUCAAGCCAAAAGAUUAAGAACCAUCCGAAAAUGUUUCGACACGUCUGCAAGAAAUGAGCACCCUAUCGAAACUGGCCAGCUCAUGCUUCUAUGGAUGCGAUUGAAGAGUGAUAAAACGCCAAUAGGCCAAAUAUGCGACAGAACGACUUCUAAAACUAAGGACUUGGAACUGAGCGUGGCUUCUAUAAAAAAUGUGGGAAACUAUAUAGCGGGUAUAACGGAACUUGAGAACGCGCGGAAGGCCAGAGACAACGGAUCCAAAUAUCUUUGUGGUCGUGCCCUUGACAGAAUCUUAAAAGUGAUUUCAAGAUUAAUUGAAUACUAUGGGACUGUGGCGAUUACCGUAUUCACUUUCCUAGAAGUUGGAGGCUUUGGUGUAGCCCGGCUUGGGAAUACUGCCAUUAAAGGCGCGGAUAACGAAAGGUAUUUUUACGAUGGACUUGUCGCCCUGAUUGAUUUGUCAUUGAGGAGGUUCGUUGCUACAGCCAGAGAAACUGAAGCCGAUGCCAUUCCAGAUUCCAUUCCAGUGCUAAACCCAGUAGCCUUUCACUGGUGGUAUGAAGGAGAAAAGGGCUGUUAUGAGGAUCUGUGCCAGAACUUAAGGCUUCCUGCUUUCGCAAACGCCACUCCAAACACCUACACUGAGAGACCUCCUAGCAUGAUACUCGACGUUUGCGAGCCUGGGAGCAACUCGCCAGAUAAGUCGACGGAUUUUAUCCUGCAAAAUGCCCAGAGGCUUGCGAAGUACAUGUCUUGCAAAGACGAGGAAACAUACCUAAAGAGCUUCGAAGGAGAUAAAGAGAAGCAUGAUAUGGCAAAGCUCGCCUCAAGAAUAUUAAAUGGAACAUCAUCGCAAGAAGAGCUCUUGACGGCUCCGACGGACGUGGUCUACAUGAUAGUGGAAAUGUUGUUGCUAGACAGCCGGUCAAAGCAAGGGGUCAAGAGAAAGCGAGCAUCUGGAAAUGAACAGGACAAGAGAUCUGAUGGCUCAAGGUUUCACCAUGACUUGCGGCAGCCAGUGUCGCCAGUUGAUCUGCUUGACCAGAACACCAGAGGCCAGGCUGCACCGCUGACCGGGGGUAUGGAUAUUUCUCAAGGGCUUCCGCCCCUUGAUCAGCAAUUUCCUCCUGGUUUCUUCGAUAUCGAUUUCGAAGGCAUGGAUGCAAAUGAUCGUCUUCCGCAAUUCGACUCGCAACUUGCUCUCGAUUGGGCGAACCUCAUGGAUAUGGAUUCCGUUGGAACUGGUCUAUCACUAUUUGGAGCGCAAGGUUCCUCCAGUGGUGACGUCUUCCUGGAAGUCUAG
This is a messenger RNA of Metarhizium acridum CQMa 102, 1869 nucleotides long. Lineage: Eukaryota; Fungi; Ascomycota; Sordariomycetes; Hypocreales; Clavicipitaceae. The record is from RefSeq and is a predicted model, not a curated record.